CGCCUUGAUUGGUGGUCGUUACCAGUUAUACCAUGGGUCUGCAAUCAGUGAGCGGUUAGCGAGAUUAUCAAUGUAACGAAUAAAUGCGAAGGGUUGCCUCGGCAAUGCUAUUAAGAAGCUGUUGCUCUGACAGAAUGACGUCUAGGAAGAAAGUUCUACUCAAAGUGAUCAUUCUGGGAGACUCUGGAGUUGGGAAGACCUCGCUGAUGAAUCAAUAUGUCAAUAAGAAGUUUAGUAAUCAGUACAAAGCAACAAUAGGAGCUGAUUUCCUGACGAAAGAGGUGAUGGUCGAUGACCGACUCGUCACAAUGCAGAUAUGGGAUACCGCAGGCCAGGAGCGAUUCCAGUCUCUAGGAGUAGCAUUCUACCGCGGCGCAGACUGCUGUGUUCUGGUGUUUGAUGUGACCGCUCCAAACACCUUCAAGACCCUAGACAGCUGGAGAGAUGAGUUCCUGAUUCAGGCCAGCCCUCGUGAUCCAGAAAACUUCCCUUUUGUGGUGCUGGGCAACAAGAUAGACCUUGAGAACAGACAGGUGACAACCAAGCGUGCACAAGCAUGGUGCCAGAGCAAGAACAACAUCCCCUACUUUGAGACAAGCGCCAAGGAAGCCAUUAAUGUGGAGCAAGCCUUUCAGACCAUAGCACGCAAUGCCCUAAAGCAGGAAACAGAGGUGGAGUUGUACAACGAGUUCCCUGAGCCUAUCAAACUGGACAGAAAUGAGCGGGCCAAGCCUUCAGCGGAGACAUGUAGCUGCUAAGGACCUGGAACCCUUGGGUGGAUGGGGGGUCUCUGCUGUAGACCCUCACCCCCUCUGGCCUUGUCUCUCCCCUCUGCCAACCACACAUUCUCUAUCCCUACCCUGACACCCCCCCCCCCUACUUUCCCCAAUAUUAUAACUGGCCUUUGUAGAGCAAGCAGGCUUCCUCUCGUAGAGUACACCGUACACGUUAAUGCACUCACAUCCAUAUACUCAAAGACACUUAAGCUCAAAAGGCUAACAUAUAAGCUCGAAGACCACCUAAAUAUGUCAAAACCUUUUGGUAACUAUGUGUGUGAUUAUCUUAAAAAUAAUAGCCCUUUUAACCCCUGUUGUUACAACUCUGGACACCUGUUUUCUUUUCUUGCCCUCUGUGUGUGAAGUUCACGUCCCCGUAACACUUGAAAGGGGGGUUAGGGGCUUCCUUGUGGAUUUGCUCCCAAACUGUAAAAUGGAGAAUUGAGAUGUAAAGGAUGAAGGAUAAGUAAUUGAUCUCGGUGUGAGCUGAGGGUGUGGAAACGCAUCUACGGCCACAUGUGCAGCUCUAAGACAUGCGUGGAUGCUAACGUGAAUGGUCUCAGAGGUGAACUGGGUGGCAAGAUGGGGGGUGUUGGAGAGGGGGGGGGGGGGAGCCUGAAUGCUUUUAAUUUCUGCACUUUGUUGACUUGUAGACCUUUAACAAAGCACCUCAUUUGCAGCUAAUACAGAUGUAGAACUACCAUUUCAGUUCAAACUAGGGUUAGAGGUAUGGAUUUAAAACACUGCCCUGAUCACUGAGUAAUGCUUACCUGCUUAUCCUAAUGUGCCCUACCUUUUUAAGCUUUCGUCAUUGGUCUCCUUUAUUCUUCUAACUGAUUCUUAGUGAUUGGACAGGUCAGGACAGGUUUAAUAACCUAGCUGACCAAUCACAAAUUCCUGGACUGGUUGGGUGAUGUUUUAUGUCAUGUGAUUUCAAACCAUCAAGACACUUGUGCUAUGGCUAGUGGAAAGGGGUCCUGGCCUGUCAUCCUAUGCCAUACUGAGCUGUACCUGUAGAUGAACUCUGAAUAAGAAGGAACUAAUCAAAUGCCCAAAUCAAAUAGCCAAUCACAAAUCAGGGAGGAAAGCAAAAUGUGUUUUUUUUUUUUCCUUUGUGUAUGAAUACGACUCACUACUACUACUACUACUACUAGUGCUAGUAGUACUAUGAUACUAGUACUACUAUAUUGUCUACUUUUUUAUUGUCUACUUUCAUGUCAUAAGACUUUGUAUAACUGCAAAUCUGUUCAUUUGUCGAUCUGUGGCAAAAGCCAGCUGUUUCGGUCUUACCAUAUCUCACUCUGUGUCUGAAGGUAGCUCAGGUUGGCAAAGAAUUUAAGUGCUUGAUAUCACUUGGAUCUUUUACUAUCUGUUCGUACAUUAUUAUUAUUGUUAUUAUUAUUAUUGAAAAUUUGACUUGCAUUACAUAGACAAAAAUACAGAACUUGAUAAAAGGAUGGGGAAAAUGUUAAAACAUUCGUCAUUGAAAUUAAACCACAUAUGCACAACAUACACAUCGUUUGGGAAAUAUAUGUAUUUCAAAGUAAUAAUGAGAAUAAAAAUGUUGUUGAAUAAA
Molecule: messenger RNA, 2352 nt
Organism: Clupea harengus (Atlantic herring)
Lineage: Eukaryota; Metazoa; Chordata; Actinopteri; Clupeiformes; Clupeidae
Source: RefSeq, a predicted model, not a curated record